Molecule: messenger RNA, 477 nt
Organism: Cryptomeria japonica (Japanese cedar)
Lineage: Eukaryota; Viridiplantae; Streptophyta; Pinopsida; Cupressales; Cupressaceae
Product: dirigent protein 23-like
Exons: 2
Coding region: 1-477 (158 amino acids)
Source: RefSeq, a predicted model, not a curated record
AUGGCGGGGUCAUGGAGGCAAUUAAGAGAAAAAGUAAGCAAUUUGAAUUUCUAUUUCCAUGACACAGUUUCGGGACAAAACGUGACGGCUGUGCAGGUGGCGUCCGCUCCAUCGACCAAUGCUUCCUCCACUUUCUUCGGAACUGUAAUGGUGAUUGACGAUCUGUUGACGGAAGGCCCUGACCUCACCUCCAAAUUGUUGGGCAGAGCUCAGGGAUUAUAUGCAAUGACCAGUCAAGAGGAUAUUCAACUGCUAAUGGCGGUCACUUAUGUUUUUCAGAGUGGGGAGUUUAACGGAAGCACACUCGCCGUGGUGGGUCACAACGCUGUGUUUAAUAAGGUCAGGGAGAUGCCAAUUGUGGGAGGAAGUGGGAAAUUUAGGCUGGCUCGAGGGUAUGCCCUCGCUCACACAUACUCGUUCGACCUCACCACUGGCAAUGCAAUCGUCCAUUAUAAUGCCACUGUGCUUCAUUACUAG